GGGCCCGCGCUGCGCUCCGGAGGGACGCGGCACCGCACCGCACCGCCCUGCCCUCCCCUCGGAUCGCGGAGCAGACGCUGCGGCGCUGGGAUCUUCCCGUGCCGCGGGCCGGACCCUACCAGCCCUAGUGGGAUAAAUGGACCCACACCCCCCAUCCCGGUGGGAUUUGCCCAUGCGCUGAGAAGGACACUGCGUCCACGGAAGGAGGUUGCAGUGUCACCCCUGGGUGCAGACGGAGGGAGUUUGACCCCACUGCCCCCCCUCGGCCAAGGGACAUGAGUCAUGGGGUGGUGUGAGCGUGGUGUGCAGAUGCUGCUGGCGACCAUAGGGGCCUUCGGAGCCUUUGGUUUGAUGACCAUCGCCAUCGGCACAGACUAUUGGCUCUAUUCCAAGGCGCGAAUUUGCAACACCACAAACGGCAGCCAGGAGGAGGCGCCCCAGGACCGCAAGGAGCUCGGCUCCCUUACUCACUCCGGCCUCUGGAGGGUGUGCUGUCUGGAAGGGGUGAGGCGCGGAAUCUGUCAGAAGAUUAAUCAUUUUCCAGAAGACACUGACUACGAGCAUGAUAGUGCGGAAUACCUCUUGA
Hypanus sabinus (Atlantic stingray) is the source of this 586-nucleotide messenger RNA. RefSeq names its product voltage-dependent calcium channel gamma-8 subunit-like. Gene Ontology annotation, cellular component: postsynaptic density membrane; AMPA glutamate receptor complex. The annotation marks the transcript as partial. The record is from RefSeq and is a predicted model, not a curated record. The transcript has 3 exons. Lineage: Eukaryota; Metazoa; Chordata; Chondrichthyes; Myliobatiformes; Dasyatidae. Gene Ontology annotation, molecular function: voltage-gated calcium channel activity; channel regulator activity. Gene Ontology annotation, biological process: positive regulation of synaptic transmission, glutamatergic; neurotransmitter receptor internalization; postsynaptic neurotransmitter receptor diffusion trapping.